GGGGCGGGAGCCCCGAGCUGCGGUGGCGCUGCGGGCAGAGGGUACUGUGCUUCAAGCCUCUGGCCGCGGGCGCGCGGAGGAUCGUGCGAGCGCCGCACCUGCGGGCCCGGUUGUCGGGCUGUCGCAGCGCUGGGACCGCCCUACUAGGAGCUGCCGCUGACAUGAGUGCAGUGUCAGAGCCCCAGGCUGCUCAUGCUCCCCUGGAGAAGCCAGCUAGCACUGCGAUCCUGUGCAGUACCUGUGGGAAUGUGUGCAAGGGUGAGGUGCUGCGUGUGCAGAACAAGUACUUCCACAUCAGGUGCUUCGUGUGCAAAGCGUGUGGCUGUGACCUGGCUGAGGGCGGCUUCUUCGUCCGACAGGGUGAACACAUCUGCACACGUGACUACCAGCGGCUCUAUGGCACUCGCUGCUUCAGCUGUGACCGCUUCAUUGAAGGGGAAGUGGUGUCAGCACUUGGCAAGACCUACCACCCUGACUGCUUCGUGUGUGCUGUCUGCAGGCUGCCCUUUCCUCCUGGGGACCGUGUGACCUUCAACGGGAAGGAGUGUAUGUGCCAGAAGUGUUCCCCGCCCACAACACUGGGCAGCAGUGCUCACCUGGCCCAGGGCCUCCGGAGUUGUGGGGGCUGUGGCUUAGAAAUCAAGAAUGGCCAGGCCCUGGUGGCUUUGGACAAGCACUGGCACCUGGGCUGCUUCAAGUGCAAGACUUGUGGGAAACUCCUCAAUGCGGAGUACAUCAGCAAGGAUGGGCUGCCCUACUGUGAGGCUGAUUACCACACCAAGUUUGGCAUCCGCUGCGAUGGCUGUGAGAAGUACAUCACGGGCCGCGUGCUGGAGGCCGGGGAGAAGCACUACCACCCUUCAUGCGCGCUAUGUGUCAGGUGCGGCCAGAUGUUCUCAGAGGGAGAGGAGAUGUACCUGCAAGGCUCCUCUAUCUGGCACCCGGCAUGUCGACAAGCAGCCAGGACUGAAGAUAAGAGCAAGAUGCACAGCUCUGUUUGCAGCCAGCCCUGCCCGGGCACCCUGCCCUGUGCCUUACAGGAAACCAGGACUUCCUCGGAGAGCAUUGUCUCUGUGCCUGCAUCCAGCACGUCGGGGUCCCCAAGCCGUGUGAUCUAUGCAAAGCUUGGCGAUGAGAUCCUGGACUACAGGGACUUGGCUGCUCUUCCCAAAAGCAAAGCGAUCUAUAACAUUGACCGCCCUGACAUGAUCUCCUACUCACCCUACAUCAGCCACUCGGCCAUGGGGGACCGACAGAGCUAUGGCGAGUCGCCUCAGUUGCUCUCACCAACGCCGACUGAGGGGGAUCAGGAUGAUCGGUCCUGCAAGCAGUGCCGGACCUCCAGCCCCAGCUCUGCUGGCUCCGUCAGCCUCGGCCACUACACCCCAACAUCACGGUCGCCCCAGCACUACAGUCGCCCAGCUGGUACUGUGAGUGUUGGUACCAGUAGCUGUCUGUCCCUGUCCCAACACCCAAGCCCUACAUCCGUGUUCAGACAUCAUUACAUCCCCUACUUCCGAGGCAGCGAAAGUGGCCGUAGCACCCCAAGUCUCUCGGUGCUCUCCGACAGCAGGCCUCCUUCCUCUACCUAUCAGCAGGCGCCGCGCCACUUCCACGUCCCAGACACUGGAGUAAAAGAUAACAUCUAUAGGAAACCCCCUAUCUACAAACAGCACGCCGCCAGGCGAUUGGACGUGGAAGACAGCAGUUUUGACCAGGAUAGCAGGAAGAAGACCACCUGGCUGCUCCUCAAGGGGGAUGCAGACACCAGAACCAACUCUCCAGACCUGGACAGCCAAUCUCUGUCCCUCAGCAGCGGGGCUGAGCGAGAACCUCUGCAAAGGAUGCCGGGGGAUAGCCUCUACUCACGCUUCCCUUAUUCCAAACCUGACUCUCUCCCAGGACCCAGGAAGGAUGGUCUGGACCUCCGGGUAGGUACUUGGACUCUCCCUACCUGUGGGACACUAACCACCCCUUGCUGCUUACCUGCACUGGUUCCCAUAGCUUUGUGACAGAAAAGGCAGGAAUCCUGCUUGCCCACCUGCCUCUGCCUGAUGCUCUGCCCCAGAUGCUGCCACUGUAGUCUUUUCUGUGUCAAGAGUGACCAGACCACACCUGGCCACACUCUGGCUUCUCUCCGCUGGGCUCCAGAAACCAGAGUCCCCAGUGUGUAAGGCAGGGAAGAUGUAGGUCACCCAGAGUAACUAGGGCUGCUUUGAGAUGCUCUUCAGCCCCACCUUCUUUCCUGUGGCUAGAGCCAGCCAAUUCUGGAAUGUUCCUGUGCCCAUGGAGCCAUACCCAUCCCAUGUCACUGCCAUGUGGUCACGAGGAAUAUGUCCUUAUCUGCUUCCCAAUCUCAAGGCACAUGAACACAAGUACAGAAGGCCUUUAGCCUGCCAACCCAAAGAGAGCCUGCCAUGUGCCCUGGUCCAGUGCCCUUCAUGAGGAGCUUGUAGCCAUGUUGGCUCUCAAUGGAGAUCUGUAGUCAAGAGUGUCUUCAUGAUUCAGAACCCCCAGGCCUCAUCUAAGCACAUAGCUCCAGGAAACUUCCAUUACCCAGGUAGCAUUUCCUAGUGUCAGGAAGUUUGUGUAUAAAAUAAGACAAUUCACAUCUCAAGAAAAUCAGGAGUGUGUGUGUGUGUGUGUGUGUGUAUGUGUGUGUGUGUGUGUGUGUGUGUGUGUGGUGUUGGAGUGGUCUUAUCAAAAUGUGAACUCAGGGCCAGCCAUCUGAAAUAUCCUCUCAAAGGCUAUGGAAUACUCUCAAGGCAUCUUCAGAGGCUGCAGGCAUCCUUUGGGACUGGCCAUCCAUCUUCUCAGGCUCCAAUUUACUAUGUUUCUGUCCAAGACUCAGCUUCAGGGUGCCCCCGCCCCCACAGAUGCCUCUGCAUGGAUAGAAUCUAGAGUACCAUGGCUUCCCCUCCCAUUAACCUCUCUUCCUGCUUUGGAACAGACCUUGCAUGUUGCCUGCUUCCUUGACCUUUUUCCAACGGAAUUUGUCUUCCACAGGGAAAGCAUGGGUCUAGAAACCACACAGGACUCCCCUGACAUGAAAUGUAAAACCCUCCACUCAGAAUCGGGGCUUUAGGGGCCAUGGGAGCCCUGUCUGUCUUUCCAGAAGGUUUUCUUUUUACCUGGGACAGUUGCUCUCUAAGCAAGGGGCCCACAGGUGCCAGUGACCCAGCUUGACCUAGCUAAUAUGUCCCUCUACUCAAGUAAGAACUUGGGGGUUUCCUUGGUGGGUGAGAGGAAAGUAGGGGCACUGGACUGUCUGUAUGAUUAGCAGCCAUCUGUGUGAACACAUGUGUCCAGUCAGCCAUCUAUGAGAACACAGAGAAGUUGACCUCCUGGGAGUCUUGGCUUGCCUGUGGCAUUGGUGAACGUCCAUGUCUACAGAGGUCAUGGUCUCUACCGGCUCCUCCUAGGCCAGUUGUGAAUAGGUCAUCUGGACUCUGGUGGGUCCAUCUUGGCCCUAGAACUAUUGUGAACAUUAUCUUAACUCUCUUCAGGACCGAGGGGCAGGCCUUGUGUGAACACGGGAGGAGAGAGUGGGCAGACCUGAGUGCUCUAGGCUUGAACUCUGAGCGGUCCCAAAGGUGGAGUCCAUCCUCACAAGAGUUCUGACUUUGCACUUGGCCCUGAGAUCCUUUGUCUCCUGCCCAUGCUCCUGCUCAUUCUCACUCCAUCUAAUACCCGUAUGUACUCCCCUGUCUCAGCAGAAGGCUGGCUAUUUAGUCACGUGGGCAGCCAUGCUCAAGAGCUCAAGUCUGGCCCUUCUCUCUGGAUUUCCUGUAGUGCUUGCCCACAAACAUCUGCUGGUGGUGACCUGCAGUGCCCCAGAAUCAUUCACGAGGUGCUUUGCUACCAGAAAGGAUUGAGGGGGCAGGGUGUCUAAGUCAGAGCACAGAUUCAGUGAGAUCAAAAUCCAAAAGAGAGGGAGACCUCCAGAGAAUGUUCUCUCACAAACAAAUGACAGUGUGUGAGAAAAGAUGCCAAAGCCCCACUCAUGUGUCCUGAUAGUGAAGGCUAGGCAGCCACGAUCAUGACUUUUAUAGUUUCCCUCAUCUGAAGGUGCAGAAGUCCUCCUGAGUCUCCAUCUAAGAGGAUUUUUGUCACAAAGACCUAGUGACCCCUAGCAUUGUAUGUUCCAAAGAUCAUGAGAUUGUCCUGAUGCCCAUACCUGCCCCAGGAGGAAGAUGCUCAUAGCCCAGCAGACUAGCAGCCACCUGCUGCAGGUCCUCCUGUGAAUGAGCAGUAAUUUUUGACAUGUGCCACCUGACUCAUCAGUUAGAGAAUGGUCACUGGCCACCUGAAGGUCCUUGUGGCUGCUCCCUGGAAGAAAUUCCACUUGGAGAAAUCCUUGAUGUUACCUGUGAAGAGACUAAAUUCCAACAUUAAAGAAAAAAAAAGUCUUGUCAGGUUGGGUUAAAAAAUGACAUUAUCAUAGUGUGUCAUUACAAGAUAUACACUGAAAACAUAUUCUUAAUUAGAAAUGAAAAGAGAUGUUAAAAUCACAAAUGGGAGGCGGGAGUGGUGAUACUGUGGCAAAGUGAAAUUAAGUUUCAAACAGAUAAUAUAUGAAGAGGGAGCAGUAAUGCACAGAGUACCAGUGUCCCAGGCUUUAUGAAGCAGUGACAGAACCCAGAAACUUAAAUGCACCAAACAACACAGCUUCUAUCAGUGCUUUACAUGGUCUUAAAAUAAAACAUAGAUCUAGUAAACAAGAGUCACCUGAAACUACCCAAUCAUUCACUCUCAAGCUUAACCCUAUAGACAAACGCAAAAUUUAUGCCUUUUGAAUCCAGUUUUCAUGGGUUCAUAAAUCUCUAAAAUUGCUUAUGUCCCUCAAGCAUGGUGGUGCACACCUUUAGUCCCAGCACUUGGGAGGCAGAGGUAGGCAAAUCUCAGUGGGUUCAAGGCCAGCUUGGUCUGUAUAGAAAAUUCCAGGAUAUCCUAGGCUACAUAGUGAGACUUUGUCUCAAAAUAUUUAAAUUUAUAUUUUUAAAGUGUUUAUGUCUGGAGGCAGAGACAAGAGGACCAGGAAUUUAAAUCCACCCUCAGCUACAUAGUGAGUUCAAAGCUAACCUGGGUUCCGUAAGGCCUGUCUCUGAGAGAGGCAUGGUGUGGGGUGGGGGUGGGGGAUCUUAUGUCCGUGACUAUGGAUCUUCAUCUGUGAUCCUGGAAAGAACAUGUGUUUGAACUAGACAGCCCUGAACUCCCAGCCAUCUUGAGGCAAGUUACGUAACUUGCAGUCUUUUCCUAGAACUAACCAGGGUGGGGGUGUGAUUCUUACAUCUGAGUGAUUAUGAGAGCAAGUAUGGCUGUGAGAUCUUUUCCUGAGCUCUGUAGCAUGAUUUCCACGUAAGUCAGGACUUCAAAAGCAAGCCCCCAUCCGCUCUUCUGCACCAGCUUCUGCUGAGUCAGGCAGCUUAUUCCUACAUUGGCUUUAGCAGGAAAAUCACAGCUGCCUGUGUGGGCGGCCAUGAUCUCAUUCCUACCAGCAAUCACAGUGUAGUCUUGGGGAAGCAAAGCACAUGGGCUCAAACUCCUACAGUCCUGUGCACUUUCUGUGUGAAUUCAGCAAGGUUGCUUGACCUCUCUGAGCCUGGUCUGUAAAGCCUGAGGGUGCUUCCCACUUUGUGGGCGCAACAAGAUUGGAGAAUGUGUCAGUAGAGCUGGUAAAUGCCCAGAUGAGGAAGAGGAAUAACAUGUCUGCUUUAAAAAUCAUGGCACCUCAUUGAGAACUGCAAAGGAGUUAGCCAGAGUAGGGCCAGGCAGUGCAGUCUUGAGCUGGCUCUCUGUUGCUGGUCCACAAGUACAUGUUAACCCAAGAUUUGGUUGCACAGAGUGGUCUGUAGAGCUACAGGGGGCAUAGACUCCACUCGUCCUGCUUAGACCAAGGCCCUGUUCCUCCAUUUGGAGGAUGGCCCACUUCCCAUCUUCCCUCUCUUUCCUCAGGCCUAGAAGGCUGGAGGAAGCUGGUUCUGCUCGGAGGUGUUGGCCUGGGUGAUCGACUGCUUGUGAUACAAGAUUCCAAACACUAUGUGGCAGCAUUCCUCCUUAGCAUCAGUCAAUCUGGGCACAAAGGUGGGGCCAAGGCAGACUGGCUUCACUUUGCCCAGAGGCUCUCUGAUGGACAGGUGUGCCUGAGGUGCUGUUUUUGAAAACUUCUAGGGGGAAAUGGUGAAAGGUCAUGGAGAGUUAUCGGCUGAUGCAGACCCCUGGCUAAGGGUGCAGGGCAUAGGACCCAGAGAGGCAAACUAAGGUUGACCCCAAGGAUGGAGUCAUUGAAGUAUAUCGCAUGUGACUGCAGUGGUGUUAGAUCCAAAUCCACGGACUUGGUGGUGCACACCUUUAGUGUCCACACUGGGAGGAAGAAACAGGCAGGGUUCUAUGAGUUUGAGGCCAGCCUGGUCUACAUAGUUAGUUCUAGACCAGCCAAGUCAUCACAACAAACAAACAAACAAAAUAGAGAGAGAGAGAGAGAGAGA
This is a messenger RNA of Peromyscus californicus insignis, 6488 nucleotides long. It is a transcript of the gene Ablim2, whose product is annotated as actin binding LIM protein family member 2. Lineage: Eukaryota; Metazoa; Chordata; Mammalia; Rodentia; Cricetidae. The transcript is spliced from 19 exons. Bases 162 to 2012 code for a protein of 616 amino acids. The record is from RefSeq and is a predicted model, not a curated record. Gene Ontology annotation, molecular function: actin filament binding. Gene Ontology annotation, cellular component: actin cytoskeleton. Gene Ontology annotation, biological process: lamellipodium assembly; cytoskeleton organization.